AUGACAGAAACAGCCAUCCACAGGGCUCAGUGGAUAAGAGCUAACGGGACAAAAUCUAUCGAGGAAAUAACUUGUGAAUUCCCUCGACUCCUUGAUACGCCAGGCAUGAUUUCACAAGACUUCUCUGUAUUAUUCCCCGACCACGCAGAGAGACUUUUCCAAACUUGGAAAAUGAGUUUCAAAGACAAAAUCCUUUGCUUUGCCAGCCAGGAGAAAAAGGCGCAGGAGCUUCUCCAGAAUUUAGACAGUUUGUCUCCAGAAGUCCAAAGUGACGUUGCACUCAGGCUGCUUCCUGUAAUACUGCCCACCCCUGUCUACAAAAAAGGGAUGAAAAUGUUCAAACCAAGCUUGGAAGAAAAUAUCAAGUCUUUCAUUGAAUUCAAGCAUGUUGGGACCAACAUGGUUGAAUAUUUGAAGGAGGCAGAGCUCACUAAACCCUUCCCCUUUGUCCUUGGUCUUGGGGAUGACAGUCAAUGCCAUCAAGCCUUUGUAGUUGUUGGCAAACAGGCACUGCAUCAAAACACACUCCUUGGUGCUGUGGACACGUGCUUUAAACUUUUUUAUGUUUUAGACAUCCAUUUCCCGAAGCAGUGUGCACCAGUGUGGGAGUUUUUGCAGACUGUUGUCUACAAACUCCCAGGAACUGAAUCUCCUUCUGUAAGACUGCUCCGUGGAUAUUUGUCAUGUUGAGCAGUACUGGAACCAUGACAACUAACCCUUUCUAAAAUGUUAUGCAAGUUUAUAUUAAGAGGAAAUUUGUCAGACUAAUACAUAUAUCUAAAGCAUUUUACUUGUAUCACUUUGUUCGUGUGCCUCUUUGUUAAACAUACUCUCUAAAAAGUUAUGAGUUUAUAUUAAGGGGAAAGUCAUCUAACUAAUAUAUAUGAAGCAUUGUACUUGUGUCUUAUACUUGUGUAUAUAAUGUAAAUGUUUAAAUCUAAGCUAAUUUAAUUUAUUGAUAUUUAUUUUUUUAUAUUUAUAAAAUGGAAGUUGUAUUUAUAUUUUAUAUGCUGUUUUAUUGUUCAUUGAGCAUGAAAAAAUAUCAUGCUUUUUUGCUAUAUGAAUUAUAUAUGCUUUUAUGUCUUGCAUUUGGAUGUUCUUUAUUAAUAAAUCUUCACCUUUUGAG
Molecule: messenger RNA, 1126 nt
Organism: Carassius gibelio (silver crucian carp)
Lineage: Eukaryota; Metazoa; Chordata; Actinopteri; Cypriniformes; Cyprinidae
Exons: 4
Coding region: 1-690 (229 amino acids)
Source: RefSeq, a predicted model, not a curated record